ACUAAUCCAAUGUGCUGUGUCUUUCCAAGUCCCCCAACAAGCACAACAGGCUGUAGAUGAAGGCCCGACCUUUCCCAGAUGGAUUGGCUGAGGAUAUCGACAAAUGCGACGUCUCUUCCCGUCAGGAGCUGAAGCAGCGUGCAUGCUACCUAGUUGCGAAGUAUGAGUGGGAUGUCACUGAAGCCUGUAAAAUCUGGUGCUUUGGUCCAGAUGGCACUGGUCCCAACAUCCUGACGGAUAUCACCAAGGGAGUGCAGUACCUGAAUGAAAUCAAGGACAGUGUUGUGGCUGGCUUCCAGUGGGCUACUAAGGAGGGAGCUCUCUGUGAGGAAAACAUGCGUGGAGUCCGCUUUGAUAUGCAUGACGUGACCCUGCACACUGAUGCCAUUCACUGUGGCGGUGGGCAGAUUAUCCCCAUUGCUAGGAGGUGCCUGUAUGCCUGUGAGCUCACUGCUUAGCCAUGGCUUAUGGAGCCCAUCUACCUUGUAGAGAUCCAGUGUCCAGAACAAGUAGUUGUCGGUAUUUAUGGUGUCCUGAACAGGAAGCGUGGCCAUGUCUUUGAU
Messenger RNA from Dermochelys coriacea (leatherback sea turtle), 563 nucleotides. Its product is annotated as elongation factor 2-like. The transcript has a single exon. Lineage: Eukaryota; Metazoa; Chordata; Testudines; Dermochelyidae. The record is from RefSeq and is a predicted model, not a curated record. Gene Ontology annotation, biological process: translational elongation. Gene Ontology annotation, molecular function: ribosome binding; GTP binding; translation elongation factor activity. Bases 57 to 458 code for a protein of 133 amino acids. Gene Ontology annotation, cellular component: cytosol; ribonucleoprotein complex.